This is a messenger RNA of Lottia gigantea (owl limpet), 906 nucleotides long. RefSeq lists its product as hypothetical. The transcript has 6 exons. Bases 1 to 906 code for a protein of 301 amino acids. The record is from RefSeq and is a predicted model, not a curated record. NCBI's taxonomy places the organism in Eukaryota, Metazoa, Mollusca, Gastropoda, Lottiidae. Gene Ontology annotation, biological process: protein dephosphorylation. Gene Ontology annotation, molecular function: protein tyrosine phosphatase activity.
AUGAAUGAUGAAAGUAGAGCACCUAAAGAUGAGAGGAGAAAGAUACUAGAAAGUAAGAUAUCUGAAGGUCAAGUGUUUAAAGAAUUUGAAGAGAUUUAUAAAAGAGCACCUAACUUAGAUUAUAAUGUAGCUAAGUUACCAGAGAACAAUCCAAGAAAUAGAUUUAAAGAUGUGUUACCCUACGAUAAUACUAGAGUCAAGUUAACACCAAGAAAAGAUAAUCCAGCUGGCUAUAUAAAUGCUUCACAUGUCAAGUUGACAGCUGAGAACAUGGAUUGGUCAUUUAUAGCCACCCAGGCACCAUUAGAAAAUACAGUCUCUGAUUUCUGGCAGAUGAUAUGGGAACAGGAAGUAGAUGUUGUUGCUAUGUUGACAGCAUUGACUGAACAGGGUCGGCAGAAAUGUUAUCCUUAUAAACCUGAUGAACCUGGCCCAGAACAUAAACAAAUACAUGGUGAUUAUGAUAUAGAACUACUUCUAACUGAUGAUUCACUAUGUUAUGUAACCAGAAGAAUCAGAGUAAAACAUAUCCCGUCUGGUAAAUCAAGACAAAUAUGGCAUUUACAAUACACAGAUUGGCCUGAUCAUGGCUGCCCUGAUGACAUUUAUGGUUUUCUUGGAUUUCUAGAUGAAAUAGAAUCAGUGCGUAGAUUGGCAGAGAGUGAAGAAGGAAGCGGUAAAAAGUCCCCAGUAGUUAUACAUUGUAGUGCUGGUGUUGGUCGUACAGGUGUAGUAAUAUUGACAGCUGUCAUGAAAUGGUGUCUUGAGCAUAAUCAUAGUGUUGAUUUACCAAAAGCAUUAAUGGGUAUUCGUCAACAGAGGAUGUAUAUGGUACAAACUGUAGGCCAAUAUCAAUUUAUACACAAUACCUUAAUACAAUAUCUUAAAAAUACUAGACUCAUAUAG